Messenger RNA from Dentiscutata heterogama, 1559 nucleotides. Lineage: Eukaryota; Fungi; Glomeromycota; Glomeromycetes; Diversisporales; Gigasporaceae. The record is from the annotation of a GenBank genome assembly.
AACCUGAUAUUGAUAAUGGAAUUAAUACCCAAACCAGAUCAGAAAUUUCUUUUACCUCAUCGGAAGACUCAAAGGAUGCAUCGGCCCCAUCAAUCUUGAAUAUAUCUACCAGUCCACAAGCAGAAACAUCUACUGCCGCUACCCGAAGGCAAAAACACCCAGAGUAUUAUGACGCCAGACCCGAAUCCCAAAAUAGAAUGAGAAACAAAAAUGAUCUUAUUAGCCUGGAGGAGCCCAGGGCAUUACUAGAAGUAUCUGAAGAUCAAAUUCAUUAUGUUUAUUUAUCCUUCCCAACCCCUUACCAAACCUAUCCGGAUGAUGCCAAUUACGAUGAUAAUGAACAAAUCAUAAUGCAUGAUCUGGAAGAUUCUGUUCUACUCUUACCUUUACAUAACAUGGUAGUAGAUAAUCGCUACGGAAGUAACAAUUAUCACAAAGAAUACAAAAAUCGCUAUCUUCGUCAGAGGGUCGAGAGAACUUAUGCUCAUGGUUAUGUGAGGCCUCAAGUUACUAAUAAACCCAUUAUGAACCCAUUGGAACCGGGAACUCAACCAGAAGACAACCAUUUCCUACAGGCACCCUACAUGCACUUCGAAGUUAAUAGUCUACCGCCCCAAAGAUGCUCGUCUACUCCUAAUCCCCUGCCUGUUCAACAACCUCAACCCCAGCCACACCAAGCUCCCAGAGCUGUCGCGGCAAACCCGAUGGAUCAAUUACUACAGAGUAUGAAUAACCUCAUACUUGCUAUGGGAAAUACUACGAAUCAACCCCAAGAAGCUAAAGAGUGGCAUACACUUGGUGGAGAGGCAGAGCCCGUAACGUUUGGGCCUGGAAUGACCCAGGCCUUAAAGAAAGCAAAAGCUGCUGAAGCCGUGUAUUCUCGGGGAGGCCCCUUAAGCUCAUACUCCUUGAAGAGAAGUUAUCUAAGUCGUGAAGGCCCUGCACCUCAUCCAACCCGCCUCAAAAAAACACCCACACAACCAUGUUCCAUCCAAUCUGAUAUUCUUUGUUGGCAAUGUGAAGGCCGAGAUCAUAUUGCCAGGGAAUGUCCUACAAAGGGACCCUCCAAUAACAACAAUGGAGGAACCAAGCAAAAUCGUCCCAUGAAUGAACAGGAGAGUGAUAACAGUUCUGCAAGACCUAUAAUGAAUAAUCAGCAAAGAACUAGUCAAAGUCAGACCAACAAUAGCCGGUCUAAUAACAACCCUAGUAAUAAUACAUUUAAAUGCCUAAAGGCAACUUCUCGCAAGGGUGAGGGUGCUGAUGAAAUAAGUUCAGUAGAUUCCUCUAGUAAUAGUGCGCAGGAUGCUAUUCAACAACCUAUAGAAGUAAUAUAUUGUGAGGCUGCUGUGGAACAGCAUCCUAUUUAUCUAAUAUUAGACACAGAAUCGAGCAGAAGUUUAGUUUCGCAUGAAUUUCUAAAAAGAAUUGGUAAGGACAUUAAUAAACCAUCAACCCAGAACUUGGUUGAUGUAUACGGGCAAAGAAAACACCUACUAGGUGUUGUGGAAGAUUUAUCUAUUGAAAUAAAUAGAAUCAAAAUACCUAUCGACGUAGAG